This is a messenger RNA of Gamsiella multidivaricata, 1209 nucleotides long. RefSeq names its product actin family. Gene Ontology annotation, cellular component: SWI/SNF complex; NuA4 histone acetyltransferase complex. The transcript is spliced from 6 exons. NCBI's taxonomy places the organism in Eukaryota, Fungi, Mortierellomycota, Mortierellomycetes, Mortierellales, Mortierellaceae. The record is from RefSeq and is a predicted model, not a curated record. The annotation marks the transcript as partial. Gene Ontology annotation, molecular function: chromatin binding. Gene Ontology annotation, biological process: regulation of transcription by RNA polymerase II.
GACGAAGUCGCGGCGCUAGUUCUGUCCGUCGGCCACACAUGGACGCAGGCUGGAUAUGCAGGCGAGGAUACACCAAAAUCUAUUUUCCCAACGUCAGUAGGUUGGGCUGUGCGUGGCAAGUAUUAUGUCGGCGACGGAGAAAUCAGCUGCUGGAGACCAGAUAUGGAGAUCAAGUCGCCUAUUAAGGAUGGUCUUGUCGAGGACUGGGAUGCACUGGAGCAGAUCUGGGACCACGCCUUUUUGAAAAGACUUCGCUGCAAUCCCGCGGAACAUCCACUGAUCAUUACAGAGUCCGCAUGGAAUACACGCGAGAUUCGUGAAAAACUGACUGAACUGGCGUUUGAAAAGUACAACUUUCCAGCAUUUUUCGUCGCCAAGGACGCCGUCAUGACUGCAUUCGCCGCAGGACGCCCACAUGCGCUAGUUGUGGAUUCUGGUGGAGAUAUGACGAGUGUGGUGCCCGUGUAUGACGGAUAUGUUCUUCGCAAAGGAAUUAUGCGACAAGCAUUGGGAGGCGACGUUCUCUCGGAGCAGGUCCUGCAGCAGUUCCAGGCCACCAAUGUCGAUGUCGUCCCUCAGUAUCUGGUCGCCAAAAAAUCGCCCGUGGGACCAGGACACAAAGCGAACGUUGUGUUGAGAGACCGCCCUGCGACAGCCAGCUUCCACAAGAUGAUGCAAAUGCGUGUUAUUCACGACUAUAAGGAGUCUGUAUGCCAGGUCUCCGAGUCGACUUAUAACGAGCAAAAUAUCUUGGCGAGACCACAAAAGCCAUACGAGUUGCCAGACGGAUAUAAUCUUAACUUUGGAGCGGACCGAUUUAAGAUCCCAGAGAUCAUGUUUAAUCCCAAGGACUUUUUGAAGAACCCGACACCAGAGCAGGAGAACUUUGUUGGAUUGCCCAAACUCAUCUUCAACAGUGCUCAGUCUUGCGACAUUGAUUUCAGGCCCACGCUCUUCAGCAAUGUUGUAUUGACUGGCGGUAACACUCUCUUCCCUGGAUUUGCAGACCGCCUGCACUGGGAGCUCAACAGCAUACCCCACUCAUACAAGGUCAAGUUGCAUGCGCCAGGAAACACUGUGGAGCGCAAGUGCGGAAGCUGGUUGGGAGGAUCUAUUAUGGCCUCGCUGGGCACCUUCCACCAGCUCUGGAUCUCUCGAAAGGAGUACGACGAGACUGGAGCGAGCAUCGUUAACAAGAAAUGUGUGUAG